UUUUUAGUAUUGGAGGAACACACAAACAUAAAACCUGGUGAGAACAAACUUGGUCGUCUCGGAGAAAUCGAAAUCGAAGAAGAAGAAGUGAAGAACUCUAAAACGAAAAGAAAUGGAGAUUUUAGAAGAAACAUUGGUCAACGUCUUGGUGCGGUGUUCACUGAAGGACAUCGCGAGAUUCAGAUCAGUGAGCAAAGAAUGGAAAUCUCUCAUCGAUUCAGACUUCUUCAGAGAUCUCUACAUCUCUCUCAACUCAUCUUCGUCAACCUCAUGGUCCAUCAUCCAAACCAACCCUCACAAGCUAACUCUUGAAAUCGUCGGCCACCAUGGAUGCGAAAGAUGGGGACUUUCUCGUUCUCCAGGAUCUCUAGUAAGUUUCUUUGCCGAGACGACGAUCACUAAACUAAAUGUGUUGGCUUGUACAGAUGGGUUGGUCACGAUUUGUGCAGAGUCUAGUGAUGGGUCUCCUAUGUAUUACAUUGGGAACCCUUUGUUGCAGGAAUGGUUUCGACUCCCUCAACCUCCGUUCCGUAAUUUUGAGAGAUUGCGGAAGAACGAGCGGUUUAGUGAGAGUGGGUUGGUUACAAAGAUGGAGAAUGGUGUGGUUGUGAGUUACAAGGUUGUGUGGUUGUUGACUCAUGAAGGUAAGGUCCAGUUUAUGAUCUACUCAUCUGAUACAGGGAUGUGGUGGAGACAAUUUGUACCUUGUCUUCAUACUGCUACGUGGUCUGGUCAGGACAAGUCGAUUGCUUUGAACGGGUUUCUUCAUUGGCUUUCUAAUCUCACCAGUUCUAUUAUCGCCUACGAUUUCUUUGGGGGUCAUAAUGGUGUUCAUGGUGGUUGUCAUAUCGUACCUUUCCCUGGAAAAGAUGAUGAGUUACGGCGUUUUAGGAGAAGCUUUACAACCUCGGAAGGGUCCAUUGUGUAUUUCAACGAGUUCCGUGUGAAUGGAAACCGCACGUUACGGGUUUGGAGGCUGGUCAAGUACACUGAUAUUGGUCCUGAGGACCAAUGGCAGCUCUGUUGGGAAGUUAGCUUGGAGUCUUUGAUCGAGUUAGGUAUUGAUUAUUUCCCUGUGGUGAUGCAUCCUUUGAAAUCUGAGAUCGUCUACUUGUGGAGCAGGAGCAACAAUGGUCUGAUCCUUUUUAACUUGAGGACAAAAGUGUUUAGUCUUCACAAGGAAACUGAAGAUGUUCGUAAGUGUAUGGAUGGUUGCGUCUUGAGUUUUAACCAGUGCGGCGAGUAUAUGAGGAACAUCUAUAGUUACUUUCUCUCAUCAGUUCAAACUGGUCCUAACCAUCUCUACUUUUCACAGUAUGUUGUCCCACUUUGGCUGCACCAUCUCCCUCGUUCGAAUCCUACUUAGUGUAUACUAUGUUUCAAGUUUCAUUCUGAUUAGCGACAAUGAGUUUAUUUUAAGAGGAAAGAACAGACAUGUGGGAGGUAAACUUGCAGAGGACGACUGAAGGAAGUAGAGAAGAAGCUGGUGACCGAAUUGUAGCUGACUAUGGGCGUGAUGUUAUUGUGUGUUAGGCUGUUAGCUGUUAAUAGAAGUUGAGUUGAAGCUCUAGAGAAAUCUUCCUUCAUUUCAUUAUAUCAUUACAAGGAUAAAUUCAUAGAUUAUACAUUUCAUUCUUAUCACAAUCCCAAAGUCUAAUGGUUGAAAAAUGCAAAUUUCAUAUCAUUGAUAGGUAAACACACAAAACACAAUCAUCCAACUAAAGAUCAACCACAAUCAUCUUCAUCUUAUAGUCGCCACUAAAUACCACAAAACAGCCAUUUUCCCCACCUUAAGCAGCCAAUUUAAUACGAAUAAAGGGUUCAGUACUGAGAGGUUGAAGGAAGAUAGAAUAAGCCAAUUACCAGAUCCUUUGUUAAGUCAAAAUACUUAAU
Molecule: messenger RNA, 1893 nt
Organism: Camelina sativa (false flax)
Lineage: Eukaryota; Viridiplantae; Streptophyta; Magnoliopsida; Brassicales; Brassicaceae
Source: RefSeq, a predicted model, not a curated record